This is a messenger RNA of Rhododendron vialii, 1003 nucleotides long. Its product is annotated as cytokinin riboside 5'-monophosphate phosphoribohydrolase LOG3-like. Gene Ontology annotation, cellular component: cytosol; nucleus. Gene Ontology annotation, biological process: cytokinin biosynthetic process. Lineage: Eukaryota; Viridiplantae; Streptophyta; Magnoliopsida; Ericales; Ericaceae. The transcript has 6 exons. The coding region runs from base 88 to 897 and encodes 269 amino acids. The record is from RefSeq and is a predicted model, not a curated record. Gene Ontology annotation, molecular function: hydrolase activity, hydrolyzing N-glycosyl compounds.
GAGUACUUUCUGGUCUCUGUGCAAAAAUAUCUUCUUCCGCUUUUCAUUCUCCCCAGUCCACUCCUCAGAAAGCAACACAGCCCUGUAAUGGAGAAGGGGAAGCUGGUUAACAAGUCUAGGUUCAAGACCGUCUGUGUUUUCUGUGGAAGCAGCACUGGCAAGAGAACUUGCUACAGAGAUGCCGCCGUUGAACUCGGCCAAGAACUGGUUUCCAGGGGGUUGGACCUCGUCUAUGGAGGGGGAAGCAUUGGCUUGAUGGGUUUGGUUUCCAAAGCUGUUCACCUCGGUGGAGGACACGUUCUUGGAAUCAUACCCAGAACUCUGAUGAGCAAAGAGUUGACAGGUGAAACGGUUGGUGAGGUCAAGGCUGUGGCGGAUAUGCAUGAGAGGAAAGCCGAGAUGGCCCGCCACUCCGACUGCUUCAUUGCCCUACCAGGUCCCAUAUCUCUCUCCCCAUUCUCUACUUCUAUACAUAUAUUUGGCCCCUCCUUUAGUACCCAUUUCUUCCUCAUACUUGAAGUUUUGGUCUCUCUCUCUCUCUCUAUCUCUCUCAUGACAGGUGGGUAUGGAACUCUGGAGGAGUUACUGGAAGUCAUAACUUGGGCUCAACUUGGCAUCCAUGACAAGCCAGUGGGUUUGCUGAAUGUGGAUGGGUACUAUAACUCCCUGUUAACUUUCAUUGACAAGGCAGUAGAUGAUGGCUUCAUCAAACCUUCUCAGCGUCACAUCUUUGUGUCUGCCCCAAAUCCCAAAGAACUUGUUCAGAAACUUGAGGAGUAUGUGCCUGUGCAUGAUGAAACCAUUGCUAAUCUGGACUGGGGAGGUGUGGUGGUGCAAGAGGUACCAAAGCCGACUGUGGGGUUCAGUGGUUUGCAGACUACUGAAAUCGCUCUGUAGAACUGAACUGAUGAUGACAUAACUGGUAUAUAUAAUAUGUAUCCACAUAUAGGUUGCAAUAGGGGGAGGGAUAUUGGACCGAGGAGUGCCAGGUACCCAGAAAGAU